Cuscuta campestris is the source of this 1069-nucleotide messenger RNA. Lineage: Eukaryota; Viridiplantae; Streptophyta; Magnoliopsida; Solanales; Convolvulaceae. The record is from the annotation of a GenBank genome assembly.
GGAAAGAUAAGGGAGCAAAAGAAGAGGAGAAGAGGCAGUGGCUGUAGCUAAACGUAGGAAAAAGAAGGAGAAAAAGCCACUUUUCAGAUCGUGCUCAAAUUUUAGUAUGUUGUUCCUCACAUACUUCUCUUCAAAUCCAACGAUCAGUUUCUCGUUUUGAUGCCGGGAAGGAUGUGAUUAUAUACUAUGUGCACCUGAGGUUUCAUUCAAAUCAUUUGUGUGGCUGGUUGGGGCCGUUGGGCGGAUGGAUUUCUUGGGAGAAACAACGGCUGGGUAUGAUAAUUGUGGCAGCCUUCCUGGAAUGAAUGACCAUGCUCUUUGGGCUACUGAUCGAGGAUGAUUAUAGAGCCUGGAAUGAAGGUGGCGGGUAUGAGCGCCCCCGAACAAGAAAAUCUGUGCCUCACAGGGCUUAGAGUCUCAAGUCGUAGUCCCAAUUAGAUCCAAAGCCACUGGGAAGAUGUUCUUCAAGACCAAACUGUGUUACAAGUUCUGUGCGGGGGUCUGCCCCUAUAUCACCAACUGCAACUUUGCUCAUGGGCUUGAAGAGCUUCGCAAGCCGCCUCCUAAUUGGCAGGAGAUAGUCACUUUAGUCACUGCUCAUGAGGGAGGGGUGGGAUUUGAAAACUACAGAGUGGAACACCAGAUUCCAAUAAUGACUUCCCCUGAAUUGCGAGCCGACUUUCAGAGGUCUCAUAAAGGAAGGCACUGUAAGAAGUUCUAUACCGAAGAGGGUUAGCUGCACCUAUAUUCAUGAUGAACAUGCGCGGUCCAGGGAGAGUGUUGCCAUUAGUGUGAUUCCCACCAUGGGCGAUUUCGAUAAGAAUAGCUCAACAGCGAUGUACCAAAAGCCCACCAACCGGAAGACAAGGAUUUGUAACAAGUGGGAAACAACGGGGUAUUGCCCAUUUGGCACCAAGUGCCGUUUCGCUCACGGGGCAGCAGGUAAGGCUUAAAUUCUAAUUGUUCUCACCAACUGACGAUACCAUCCUUCAUUCCUUCUUGUUCAUCUGUUCAAAUUUGUGUUAGUUUACCUCAUUUUAUCUGAAAAAAAUGAACUUCAUUUCCAAUA